UUGGGGAAAAUGCUAUAAAUACGACAGACCUUUAUCGAAAAACUUCAGUACUUAUGUAAGUGUCCUUCAUAAUGAAACUACUACUGAUUUUUUUGUUCGGCCUAAUAACCACUGCUGUGGCUCAAUAUGGAUUUGGCCAAGGAGGAUUUGGCAGUCAAGGGGGUAUUGGUGGACAAGGAGGAUUCGGCGGACACAUAGGAUUCGGAGCACAAGGAGGACUUGGAGGCCAGGUUGGAGUUGGCCAUGGAGGUUCUGGAUCAUACGCUCCGCAAGGACCACCAAAUCGAUUCGAGCCAAACUACGGAGGAAAUCCUAUUAUACCCGGAACUCAUCAUGAACAUGGUGCACAUGGUGGGGAAUUCGCCCCACAAGGACCCCCAAAUCAAUUCGAACACGGAUAUGGUGGGUAUCCUUCCGGAACUGGUGAUUUUCACGGAGAUCACCACGAGCACUCCGAACAUCAUGGUGAACAUCACCGCGAACAUCACAUCGAACAUCAUGAACACCAUGGACACCAUGAACACCAUGGACACCACGAACAUCACGGGUACCCUUAACUCUUUGUGAAAUACUAAUGAGUGCAAAAUAAAGUUCAAAUUUAAAUGCA
Drosophila ficusphila is the source of this 607-nucleotide messenger RNA. Its product is annotated as protein spalt-accessory. The record is from RefSeq and is a predicted model, not a curated record. Bases 72 to 557 code for a protein of 161 amino acids. The transcript has 2 exons. NCBI's taxonomy places the organism in Eukaryota, Metazoa, Arthropoda, Insecta, Diptera, Drosophilidae.